GGGCUUCAGUUCUUUUUAGCUCCGCUCCGGGUCGAGUCCGUUCUGAUUUCGCAUAGAAUAUCUCUGAUUAUCGUGUGCCCAAGGAUCAACCAAAGGGCCAAAUAUCGCCAACUGUGGCUGACGGUGUUGUCAAUCGAAGUCGAGCGCCGAUUGUAGUGUACGAGCUGUAGAAUUUACUCGGUUUUCGUGGGAAAGUGGCUUCAAGGAGACAUGUUGCCUGCCACCUUCCACCCAGCAUCCCCACCUGGAGCCCAGUAGAGCCGUCCCGCUCGCACACAGCUUGCAAUCGAUAACCUUAACAGAGGGCUGCCCACUCGACGGCUCCGCAGCGCAGCGAGUAGAAUUGUCUAAAUGUUAGCUCCGACGAGAGUCGAGACGCUGAAAUAAUCGCAUUCGCACGACCGGCGAGUGCUGGCAGCGGAUGUUUGCAGACCCUUUUUAGUCGUCGCGCCGUUCGUUUCGUUUGUUCCGCUCCGCUCCGCACCGUUUCGUUCCGUUCCGACCCGAUCCGAACCGUGAAUAAGUGAGGCAAAGUGUGAAUAACUUGUGAGUUUUGAACACUUUAACGAAAUUGGAACGAGGAUAAAAUCCGUUAAUGUCCAUCGCGCGAAAUGAGGAGACAGCCGCUCCAGCGAGGAGGAGGAAAUUCAUAAAUGAAAGCUCCUAAUUGCCGAAGAAUGACGGACUAAGGGGAACAAAAGCAGAGCAAACUUUUCGGCCACAAACAUCAGCAGCGACAGCGGCUGCGGCAGCGGCAGCGGAAUCGGUGGAACCGCGAAAAUUGUGCCACCGCAGAGGAAGCGCAGAGGAUGCUGUUAAUGCCCACAUCGUGUGGGCCGGGGCCACCCGCGGGCCCCAAUGGCGCGGGAGCUGAUGGCGGCGGCCCAGCGGAGGUCGCCCGACGAAGGACGGCGGCAUCGGGCAGUCCCAAAUGGCUGCUAAUGCUGCUGAUGCUCUUUGCCAUUCUCGCCCGGAUGCCGCACAGCCAGGUGGCGGCUGAGAAGAGCAAGCACUAUUACAUGCAGUCGCUGUGCAAGAAUCACUUUCUGCAGCAGCUCUACCGUAAGAUCGACGGAGCCGUACUCUGGUCGCAGAACGAGCGCAAUCUGGACUGCAUCAUCACGUUCCAGACGCACUCGGUGCUGCAGCGCUUCAUGCUCCGCUUCGACAUGCUCCAGCUGGACUGCAACGACCACCUGCUGGUCUACGACGGAGCCCAUGCCGUCUCCACGCCCAAGAUCGACAUCUCGUGCCGGAACACAAAGAACACCGUCAAUGCGCUGCUGACGCGCACGAAUUUCGUGACCCUGAAGUACGUGACCGACGGCUGGGGCACAGAUGUGAACGGCUUCAAGCUGGUGAUAACAUCGGUCAAGGAUCCCAAGCACACCUGCAAGGACUUCACCUGCGCCACGCGCGAGUUCUGCAUACAUCCGGAUCUGCUCUGCGACGGCGUCAAUCACUGCGGCGACAACUCGGACGAAUCGGUGCAGAACCUCUGCCAGAGCGAGGCGAGCAGCACCGUGUUCGGAAUGGACAUGACCUGGUUCGUCCUAAUCGUUGUCGGCGUCCUGCUCGUCCUGAGCGCGCUCAUCGUGGCCGUGGCCAUCUGCGUGUGUCGGCGCCAGGACGAGAAUGCCUCCAACCAGAACACCGCUCUCCAGCUACACCACAAUGCGGACACAAAUGGGUCGUCGAAACAUCUGCACUACCAUGGCAUUAGUGUCGGCGGUACGCUGACGAGGGAGCACACACAACUGCCACCACAGUCGGGAAACUGGCAUCACCCUGCGGGACCAUCCGGGUACCACCGCAUUCCACACAACUACUUGAAGAUGGCCACCAAAGUCCGUCCCAUUUGGUGCUUGGCAAAUUCCGUCAAUUAGGUCAAGAUCUUUCACAAAACUCUGCCGGCCUCAGCCAGACGAACAUUGCCGGCUCCGGCAAUCACCAGAGCGCCAAUGCCGCCAAUGCCGGUGCCGCCCAGAAGGACGAAUGGUUCGUCUAGGACAACAUCUGGCAACAUCGUGGCACGAGGGCACUGUGAAGGAACGGAACCAAUUUGACUUGAGCACAAUAAUCUGUACUUGAAUAAGUAAAAUUAUGGAUAUUUGCAGAGCAUUAAAUGAAGACUGUACGACUAUACUUAACAACAAAACAAUGUGGACAUCACCGCGCAGGGUGUAUUAUUAAGAGAUCUCUAUGCGUACCCAAGCAGAAUCUCGAAAGCGUUGGGCAGGUGGUCGGAGUACACUCCGGCCACUCUGUCGGAUAACCAAUGCAACUGUACAUAGUUUAUAAAUACGAAAAUAUCAUUUAAAGGAUUAAUAUUACAAGCUGGCUAAAAACAGAGACACAGAAAAGAGAACAGAGAACAGAGAAGCCCCAUAUCCCUGAAACGUAUAGGUCGAAUAACUAGGGAGUCCUCGUCUUAAUUUGUUGGCAUUUAUUUACUAGAAUAAUUGUACCAUGCGAUUGUACCAUGUGCUCGUAUCGUAAGAAUAGACAACCAUUACAUUAGACUUCAAUUAUUGCUCUUUGAUUAUCGUCUUAGUUGGCAUUGCGGGUUGCUGCGUUUAAUGUAUGUACAAAAGGACAAGAGUUCUUCAGUUUAUCAUCAGAAUCAUAGUCAGAGGUAGAGUCAACAAUCUUAAGCAUUUAAACCAAACCGUAAGAAGUAUUAAAGAUCAACGAAAACACUGUCAUUGGAAUACAACUUCCGCAAGCCUGGUAUUUAAGGUGUUUUUACAACAAAAAUUAAACAGCAAAAUGGACACAAGAAGGACUCAACAAAAACAAGGGAUGUACAUAGGUAGCCGACAAUAUACAUACAUACAUACAUCAAUACUCGUAAUUAACGAAAAUGCAUAAAGACAUUGCAGAAACAGGAGGAGGAUACUUCUUACUUGCUGUCCACCUGUCCACCUGUUCAACUUCAUAUCCCACUUCCAUUUGUCCACACGAGAGCCGGAGACGACUCUGGAGACUUUCACGAAUCAUCCAAGAACCGAAAAAAACAAACCCAAUGCUAACGGAUAUAUUCUGAGACAUUAAGGACAAUACAGUGAAAACUUUUGCUUUUGAUACAACUCAAUUGAGAACACAAGGGACAUGCGAGUGCAUUUGUAACCUACAGAAGAGUGUCCGAAUCGAAUAAAAUUUUCUACAAUCAACCAGAGAACCAGAGGAAUUCUACACUAAAUUAAACAAAAUAAAACAAAACAAAACAAAGUACAUACACAGAGAGUUGAACAUUUUGCUACAAAAUCGAAUGAUAACGAUCAUAUACUUAUACAUAUUGACGAUGCAAUGGAAUGGAAUGGAAUAAAGCUCGAGAAAAACCAAAACUAAAAUGCUUCAAAAUGAUUGUAGUACUUCCCGCCGUUAAUAUUUUUUUAAUAUAUCAUACAUACUACAAAUACAAACAAAAACUAAUACAAAAUACAAAUACAAAUCUAAAUAAUAAUACUUAUCCUAAGAGCCGUACGUAAGAGCCCCUUUCCGCUGCUAGAAUUUGUCUUUCAAAAUAUGUACUUCCAUAGGCCGGCCAGUUAGCAAGCCCCCGAGUUCUUUAUGGUUCUUCAAUCUAAUUUUCUGAAACACACAAAAACCACAACAACCAAAACAACCAAUCAAAUUUGUUCGUUUGCUAAUAGAGAAAAUUCAACUAGAAAUAUCCGAAAGUAAAUGCUAUUCCAGCGAGUACCGUACCACGACAAAUCGGAGGGGAUACGGGAAUAAAUACGAUUUUGUCAAAUUAAAUUAGUUUUGUACUUAGCAGUAAUGAAGGCCCCUAAAGCUAAAUUGAAUACCUAGGCACCUAGGACUGCUAGGAAUACUAGGAAUACUACCUAGGCAUAAUUUCCGCUGAAGGUACCAGUUGAUCAGUUAUGUAUCUUAACUCUCGUUUUGCCCGUGCGUCUUAUAUAAAUCUAUAAUCGUAAAUUAUAGCAAAAUGGUAUUAUGAUAAAUUGAAUUUUUAACCAAAAUUAUAAGCAAAUUGUAUUAGGCGUCAAAUUUUAGAAACGAAUAAAACCGAAACGAACAAGGUACAUGUUGAAUAUGUAUGUGUAUGAGCUAGGACUACUUUCAUUUCAUAUACGGAAACAAGUAAAUCUAAUAAUAACCUAAUGAGACGAUAAUAAGCGAUACAACAUUAUAACUGAAUAACCACAAAGCUAUUUUAUGCAAUACAGGAAAUAUUGAAUACAAUACUGAAUACCGAAUACCGAAUACUGAAUACUGAAUACUGAAAAUUAUGCGUCAAGUCAAGUAAAAUGUUUAGGCAAACGAUUGUAAUUGUAUUGUAAUAUCGUAACCGUAACCGUAACAGUAACAGUAAUCGUAACCGUAAUCGUAACCGUAAUCGUAAUCGUAAUCGUAAUUGUAAUCUUAAUCGCAUGCCUACUUCUCACUGGUGAAAAUCGGCCUAGAUCAUAUCGUUAUCGUUCAGUACGGUGUCGGUGUCGUAUAUGAAGUGUAGUUAAAAUAUACAUACAAUACUAUAUGAAGCAUAAAUAUAUGUUAAAUACAAUUCAAUCGGGUCGGACGGAUUCAAUGGCAGAAUGGCAGUACCCACAGUACCCACAGAUCCACAGAUCCACCCUUACAUUUUGUGUAUAUUUACAUGAUGGGCAAAUAGAGGAUAGACGAGGAUAGAGGAUAGGAGGAUAGUGGUGCCCAGGGUGGUGGUGGUGGUGGUGAGAAGAGCUUUCGUUUCCCAAUGUAAAUGUUAAAAUGUGUUAAAAUUAAAUUUUUUUACUGUCUACACUCUCUAACUCUCGAAAAGACUUUGCCGCAAAUCGUCUUAACUUAAAUUACUAUACUAUAUGAAUGUACACGUACACGUGUGUGUCUGUGCACAUAAGGCAUUAGCGACAGUAUACAUAUGUAUUCCCUUAACAAA
This is a messenger RNA of Drosophila pseudoobscura, 4906 nucleotides long. It is a transcript of the gene loaf, whose product is annotated as lost and found. The transcript is spliced from 8 exons. The record is from RefSeq and is a predicted model, not a curated record. The coding region runs from base 810 to 1886 and encodes 358 amino acids. NCBI's taxonomy places the organism in Eukaryota, Metazoa, Arthropoda, Insecta, Diptera, Drosophilidae. Gene Ontology annotation, molecular function: protein binding.